Symbiodinium natans is the source of this 3873-nucleotide messenger RNA. The record is from the annotation of a GenBank genome assembly. NCBI's taxonomy places the organism in Eukaryota, Dinophyceae, Suessiales, Symbiodiniaceae.
AUGUAUCGGCCCGGCAAUGGAAGUGCUACACAGAAGCCCAAGGACCGGCCGGCCCCAGCGGGUGGAAAUGCCCUUGUCACCUUCGAUGCCCAGCUCGCCAAGCAGCAGGAGGAAUCGCAGCUCGCCAAGGAGAGGCCGAAGAAGAACGACUACCUGGACGUCUACACCGGCCCAAAGGUGAAGUGGGAAGACACGGGCCUGUAUAAGGCCCUCGUCAAGUCCCAAGACAUUGAGGAGGAGCUGACCAAAAUCCGGAACCUGAUCCGUAAGCGAACAGAUCCGGGUUACGAGCCGAACGACGAGGAAGACUUCAAGGUCGCGCCGGUUCGGAAGUUCGACGCCAAGAACGACUACUACAAGCUGCUGGAGGUGGACGACUUCGCGUCGGUCAAGGACAUUAAGGGCGCCUACAAGCGACUGGCCCUGCAGUACCACCCGGACAAGAACCGGGACAAGAAGCCGGACAAGCUCCGUGAGAUGCAGGACGAGUUCGAGAAGAUCCAGGAGGCCUACGAGAUCCUCACGGACCGCGCCACCCGCCGGCAGUACGACCGUGCCCGCUUCGACGAGGCGAGGGCCAAGUCCCAGGGGAUGAACUCCACCUUCUACUCGCAGAAGACGAACAGCGACGCCAACUUUUGGGGCCGCUGGUCCGGCAAAAAGGAGGGCCGUGAGCCCAGCGUCAAUGCGCAGGACGUUCAGAACCUGCUCAAGUCCAAGGCUCCCAAGCUGCCAAAGGCUGCCGACCUCCGCUUCGAGAUCAAGAUCUCUCUGGAGAAAGCCCUCCGAGGCGGCCUGAAGAUCCGAGAGGUAAAGAGGGAUCGCAUGCAGCGCGCCUUUGGCGGCACGAACCAGAACCUCAAGACGGUCAACGUCAAGAUCGAUCCGGGACAGGCGGACGGUAGCGAGUACCGCCUGGAAGGAGAUGGGCACUGGCCAAGCUUCAACACCACGCCGGGGGACUUGGUCGUCGUCUUUCGGCACAAGCCCCAUGCCUUCCUCCGCCAGUCCAACAAGGAGACCGGCGCACUUCAGCUGGCGAUGCCCCUGACGGUCCGUGCAAAGGCCAUGGACCCGGUCCUGUCCGUAUGGUCACCCACUUUCAAAGGAAGCAUGGUGCUCAUACGAUUCCAGAAUCCCUUGUUGAAGCUGGCGCCGAACAAGGCGUGUAAUGUCGCUUUUGUGAUCGAUGGAGAGGGUCUCCCUGUGCCGGGAGAGCCCACUCGUAGAGGGCCUCUUGGAGUGACUGUCCACGUACAGCUGGACGGCAAUCCGCUGGUGCCUUCGAUGAACGCACCGUGCUGCAAGGAUGUCGUGGCGAAGCGGCAUCUUAAGCACUACAACCACCAGGCCCACCUCAGGAUCAACCUCUCCAACCCUUUUGCUGCCGGGUUCCCCGUGCGGAAGUUCGUGGCGGGCGACGCCAAAGAGCGCGGAGGCCUGCGACUUGGCCUGGCCUCCGUGGCGGUCGUCUGGGAGUCGGCUCCCGGGACGGAUCCCGUUGCCUUUGGCAAGGCUGCGGCCGCCUUGGGCCAUCAUGCCCAGCUGAACCCGCAAGGCUACGGCUGGUGCUGCAACGUAGGGCUCUUGAGGAAGGCGCUGCCUCAUGCGGGCCACGUGGCUCUGGCCGACGAGGAGCUCGCUAGUGAGAGCGAGGAGGAGAAGCCUGGAAAGACUGCAAAGGCCCAGGAAGCCCUUCAGAUGCCUCGCGAAGGACACGGGCUCACAAAGAGGAGGCGUGUCCGGAGGUCGCGGCCAGAGGUGGAGAGCUUUCUCCUGCGUUUCAAACUGGGUCCUCCAGAAGGCUUCCCGGAUCCAGGCUCCACGGACGAGGAGGGCGAAGGAGGUGACGCGCGCGGCGACUCCCCGGUGGCUCGCGCGCCGGCGCCCGCAUUCGCCGGCCAGCCCGGUCAGGCGACGGUGGAGCUGAAGGUGGAAGGCGAGGGGGAGGGGGACGAAGAGGCUGAGCUGACCCGCCGCAUCCGUGAGAAGCAGAGUGAGCUGGACGGCGCGAAGCGCCGGUGGGCUGAGAAGAAGGAGCACCAGCAGGGGCAGCGGGAGGAGGAGGAGGGCCUCCUUCGGGAGCUCCUCGAGAAGGACAAGAAGCGGGAGCUGGAGAGGGUGGAGCGCGAGAUGACCGGGCUCCGCUCCACCUUCGAGUUCCAGCUACAAGCCGAAAAGAAGUGGGUGGACGAGUUCAUCUCCACCCACAACUACCAGAAUCAGUGGGUGUGUGUGUUCAAGCCGGCCAUGGUCAUCCGGAAGAAGCCUGCAGAGGAUGGGCCGAUCACUCGUCGGAUCAUGUGCGACGAAGUGAUUAAGGCAAAGGGCAAGGUGACGGAUGACUACUGGAUCCAGCUUGACACGGACGAGUGGGCCCUGACCUGGCACAAGGUCCACGGGCAGCUGCUCCAGCGCUGGUUUGGGCCUGAGCAGCAGCGGUACCUGGAUCUCCAGGCCAAGAUUGAGGAGAGGCGCAAGGGGCGCAACGAGACUUUUGUGGCGUACCGAAGGAAGAAGAAAGAAAUCGAGCAGUGGAGCAUCCCGCCGGGACCGUCCGAGGAGGAGAAGUGCGAGCUGGAGGACGAGGAAGGCGAGCAACUUCACUUCUUGAUGGAGCCGAUCCUGAAAGAGCUGAAAGAUUGCAAGAGGCGCCUCAGGGAGCUCCGACAGAAGCGUUUCGAAGCAGCAGCCGAGAAGCAGCGGCGUGAUGCUGGCGCAGAGGGCCUGGCCGCCGCGCCUUUGCCGGCGGGCUUCGAGUCGGCCCUGAAGAGCGAGGAGGCGCCGGCGGAGCCGGCCGAAGCCGAGGCCACCGAGCAUCGGCCGUGGGAGGAGACAAAGCAAGCCGCAGACAAAGCCUUCAAAGACAAGGAAUGGAACACGGCACUCUCACUCUACGGCCAGGCUCUCGAACUCGGUGGCGAUACCUUGGAGUCAGCGCAGCGCGCAACACUGAUGUCCAAUCGCGCACUUGUCUACGCCAGACUCUCUGACUGGGCGAAGAGCCUGGAAGAUGCGGUGGAUGCAACAAUCCAGGAGCCGGACUGGCCGAAGGGCUGGCUUCGGCGGGCGACGGCAGAGCUCCGGCUCUGCCAGAGCCGCGAGGCGCUGGCCUCCCUGAAGAGGGGCUUUGCCUGUGCCGGGAAGACGGCAGGCCAGUUUCUGUCCUUGGCAACAGAGUGCGAGGCCGCCCUCUACAACGACCGCCAGGGCGACGACCCGGACGCUCCGGCUUCGGCCGUGGAGCGGAUAGAGAAGUUCAAGGAGGGUGCGUCCCUGGCCUUCAAGCAGGGGACUCAUGGAGUGGCAGUCUUCCUGUACACCAGGGCCUUGUACCACCGCUCCAUGAUGGAGUCCAAAGACGAGGCUGUGGUCCUCUCAAACCGGGCCGCCUGCUUCUUGAAGCUGGGGCUUGCCAAGGAGGCUUACGCAGAUGCCAUGGCUGCUUCGGACAAGGAUCCAAUAUGGUCGAAGCCCUUGGUGCGGGCUGGUCAGGCGUCCCUGAUUCUGGACGACUUCAAGGCAGCGUAUGCUUGCUUCGCGAAGGCUCGGCGGCUGGAUGAGCACUACGAGGCAGCGAAUGAUGGCGUCAGCAGCUGUCUGCAGAAGAUCAUCCGAUGGGAAUACUCUGCCGCUUCCAAGCGCUGGGCCAAGUUCGCAGUAGACCGGCAACGGCCCCGGAAGGGGAUACGGAUCUGGGCCCUCAGCGACGUUUUCUUCGACCAGCACGGUGUGCCUGAAUGGUGCAAGAGCUUGUCUUCGUCCUUUUUCCGCGAUGAUGUGCUUAUGUUGGCUGGAAACUUGGCCGACUCGUUGCCCCAGCUUCGGUUCGCCCUGACAGUGCUGAAGAGCAAGCGCCGCUGGCGGGUUUAA